UCACACCCCGAGCAAUAGAGCAGCUCCUGCAAUUGAGGAUUCCUCCCGGGGAGACUGCAGCCUGUCAGCAUGGCUCACGAGUUUGUGAACAGCAAAAUCCAGCCGGGGAAGGUGGUCGUGUUCAUCAAGCCCACCUGCCCCUACUGUAAAAAGACCCAAGAGAUCCUCAGUCAGUUGCCCUUCAAACAAGGGGUUCUGGAAUUUGUCGAUAUCACAGCCACUGACGACGUAAAUGAGAUUCAAGAUUAUUUGCAACAGCUCACAGGAGCAAGAACGGUGCCUCGAGUCUUUAUCGGCAAAAAUUGCAUAGGUGGGUGCAGUGAUCUAAUAACUAUGCAACAAAGUGGGGAACUGAUGACACGUCUAAAGCAGAUUGGAGCUCUGCAGUAAUCGCAGAGUUGGCCCCACGCUGAUGUCCCCCCUUGUGAGCAGGAUGGCGUUGCAAAUGAUGACAGCACUUCCUGGUGGAUGGAAUUUUGGGCAAAAACAGCUUUUUUCUUCUUUUGGCUCAGUAUUACAAAGUGGAUCAACUUGCCCUUAAUUAUGGGGCCAAGAAGGUUGAAGGACCAUUUUGGUUUUUUCCUGGAUUGGCCCUUUGGGUUCCAGAAAACCAUGACAAGUUCUGGCUUAGGAUUUACUCACCGACCCAAAAGAGGUUCUUCCUCCCUGCAUGUUUCUUCCUUACUGUUCUCCACGUGCCAGCAUGCCUCUACCUCUAAGCCCGUGUUUCUCAACCAUGUUUAUCCAGGUCCCCCCUGGGGAUGAUUCUGUGAGGGUACUUCAAAAAGUUGAUGAAAAGAUUCUUAUCUUUUUCCUUUUUGCUACUGUCCAUCAGCUGAUGUUAUUUUGCUGAGCUUGACUUUAUGAAAUUUGUAUUAUGAAAUCAAUGCAUAUUUUGAUUUUUUUUUCUCCUACCACACACAUCUCCCCACCCCAACUUAUCCCACCUUGAGAAUCACUGCUCUGAAUCAGCAUUCUCGACCUUGCCACCUGACAGACCUCAUACGAAAUGUCCAAUAAUUCCCUGAAGGGUAUGAGGACCCAAUCUGAGAAACUGCAUGAAGAGUUAAGCACAAUUGGUCUUUAUUUGGUGCCAGUGGAUCAGAGGCACAAGUGCAGAUGCCAUGAUCAUGUAGCAACACUCUUAAGAUUGUCAUCCAGGUAAUCCUGAACAAGUGUAUAUUAAUUUGAUUUAUAUUACCAGCAGAAUUAAAACAGUGUAAAACAUUA
Galeopterus variegatus (Sunda flying lemur) is the source of this 1230-nucleotide messenger RNA. RefSeq names its product glutaredoxin (thioltransferase) (gene GLRX). The transcript is spliced from 3 exons. The coding region runs from base 70 to 390 and encodes 106 amino acids. Lineage: Eukaryota; Metazoa; Chordata; Mammalia; Dermoptera; Cynocephalidae. The record is from RefSeq and is a predicted model, not a curated record.